CUUACCUGACAAAGAGCACCCACCACACAAGGAAGGGGUUACAGUUGAAUCUCGUCUUCCUUCCUCUUAGGUUUCAGCUACCAGCUCCGACCCCCCCGUCCCAUCCCACCAGUUCCGACUAUACCCUCCUCACAUAUACAUAUAUUUGUUUAUAUGGAUAUAUAUAAUAUGAUUUCGUGAACCGUUGUAGUUUCGGUUCCCACGUUAUGGCGUCCACCGGAGUUUCCACCUACCGAGAUCGAACGACUGAGUUCCGAUCUCUUUCGGAGACAUUGAAGAAGAUAGGCGGAGUCGCCGACUCAAACGAAUCACAGAACGGCCCGUCGCCCUCGAAACCGCCGGCGACUUCAUACCGAUCCGAAUUCAACAAGAAGGCUUCGCGAAUCGGAUUGGGCAUCCAUGAAACCUCUCUCAAGAUCGCCAGGCUUUCCAAACUGGGAAAAAAGUCAUCCAUUUUUGACGAUCCAAUUAAGGAAAUUCAAGAAUUAUCUGCCUUCAUAAAAGAUGACAUCACUGCACUUAAUGUGGCAGUCUCAGAUUUGCAAAACCUUCAAAAUGUGGAGAUAGCUGAUGGGAACUAUUCAGAAGAUAGAGUUGUUCAUUCCACAACUGUUUGUGAUGAUUUGAAGACCAAACUUAUGGGGGCUACAAAACAGUUUCAGGAUGUGUUAACUACCAGAACAAAGAACAUCAAGGCUCAUGAAAAUAGGAAACAGAUAUUCUCCACAAAUAUAGCUAGAGAGAAUCCUUUGAGGAAUCCCACAAAGGCAGUGACUGAACCAGCUCCGUGGUCAACUUCAUCUGGUUCAUCAGGGAGUUUGCAACCAUCAGUAUCACCAUCAAAUGGAGUUCAAGUUGGCAGCCAACUGAGACGAAGGUUGGCUGUGGACAACACUCCAUCCCACCAUAUGGAAACGUCCAUGUUGCAGCAGGUGGUCCCACCACAGGAGAGUUAUUCACAAAGUCGGGCAGUUGCUCUUCAAAAUGUUGAAUCCACAAUUUCAGAACUUGGUGGGAUUUUCACACAUUUGGCUACAAUGGUUGCACAACAAGGGGAAUUGGCUAUCAGGAUCGAUGAUAACAUGGAGGAGUCAUUGUCAAAUGUUGAAAGUGCUCGCAGUUCUCUGUUGAGGCAUUUAAACCAAAUAUCAUCAAACAGGUGGCUCAUGAUUAAAAUAUUUGCCAUUUUGAUUUUUUUCUUGAUCGUUUUUAUCUUCUUUGUGGUUUAAUGUGUACCCCAAUGAGAACCCUCGUAUAAUCGUAUAAUUACUGACAUCUGGUAUUCUGCACCAAUGUCAUUCCAUUGAAGGUCUGACAUAUUCUUCCUACCCAUUGAUAGCUUAUUUGUCAAGUAUAGGUUGCUCAUUAUUGGAAUUGGGGAGUAUAUAGCCCUUACUCUCUUGUACAUAUGCUUGUUGCUUCAUUUUGAAUGUUGGUUAUACCUUCUUGUUGAAGCUUCUGCCUGCUUAAGGAAGCAUGUUUAAUGCCACAUUUGUUUUUUGAGUUUCUUUAUAAUGAAAAUAUAUUCCAUUACCAUUUGGGGGAACA
Molecule: messenger RNA, 1548 nt
Organism: Camellia sinensis
Lineage: Eukaryota; Viridiplantae; Streptophyta; Magnoliopsida; Ericales; Theaceae
Product: syntaxin-31
Biological process (GO): endoplasmic reticulum to Golgi vesicle-mediated transport; intracellular protein transport; vesicle fusion
Cellular component (GO): SNARE complex; Golgi membrane; endomembrane system
Molecular function (GO): SNARE binding; SNAP receptor activity
Source: RefSeq, a predicted model, not a curated record